Aspergillus ruber CBS 135680 is the source of this 2994-nucleotide messenger RNA. RefSeq names its product calcium-transporting ATPase. The transcript has 3 exons. Bases 1 to 2994 code for a protein of 997 amino acids. Gene Ontology annotation, biological process: calcium ion transmembrane transport; intracellular calcium ion homeostasis. Gene Ontology annotation, cellular component: membrane. The record is from RefSeq and is a predicted model, not a curated record. NCBI's taxonomy places the organism in Eukaryota, Fungi, Ascomycota, Eurotiomycetes, Eurotiales, Aspergillaceae. Gene Ontology annotation, molecular function: ATP hydrolysis activity; ATP binding; P-type calcium transporter activity.
AUGGAGAAUUCCUUUCUUUAUUCUCCAGCCGAAGUGCUGAAGCACUUUGGUGCUUCGGAGAGCUCCGGUUUAUCGCAAAACCAAGUCAUUGAGGCUAAAAAGAAAUACGGUCCCAAUGCUCUGACCGAAGAUCCCCCGACUCCUCUAUGGGAGCUUGUUUUGGAACAAUUCAAAGACCAGUUGGUCUUGAUUCUUUUAGGCUCCGCGGCUAUAUCUUUUGUUCUGGCUUUGUUUGAAGAAGGCGACGAUUGGACAGCGUUUGUUGAUCCUGUUGUGAUCCUUACGAUCCUUAUCCUCAAUGCAGUAGUCGGCGUGACCCAGGAAAGCAGCGCGGAGAAGGCCAUUGCGGCUCUCCAGGAAUACUCAGCAAACGAGGCUAAAGUGAUUCGGGACGGUACCGUUCAGCGCAUCAAGGCAGAAGAUCUGGUUCCCGGAGAUAUUGUCCAAGUGGCCGUUGGUGACCGUGUACCCGCAGACUGCCGGUUGCUCACAAUCCAUAGCAACGGAUUCCGCGUCGACCAGGCCAUUCUGACGGGUGAAAGCGAGAGUGUGUCCAAGGACAUUCGUGCGGUCACGGACAAGCAAGCGGUCAAGCAGGAUCAGACAAAUUUGAUUUUCUCAGGAACGACUAUCGUCAACGGUCAUGCCAAUGCUGUCGUUGUCCUUACUGGUGGCUCGACCGCCAUUGGUGAUAUCCAUGAGAGCAUUACCUCCCAGAUCUCGGAGCCUACCCCGCUGAAGCAGAAGCUCAACGAUUUCGGUGACAUGCUGGCCAAGGUCAUUACUGUGAUCUGUGUGCUUGUCUGGGUGAUUAACGUCGAGCACUUUAACGACCCGGCCUUUGGUGGCUGGACGAAGGGUGCCAUCUACUACCUCAAGAUUGCUGUCUCGUUGGGUGUGGCUGCCAUUCCCGAAGGUCUGGCUGUGGUCAUCACUACCUGCUUGGCUUUGGGUACCCGGAAAAUGGCCCAGAAAAACGCUGUGGUCCGGUCUCUCCCAUCUGUAGAAACUCUGGGUAGCUGUAGCGUUAUCUGUUCGGACAAGACGGGAACUCUGACCACCAACCAAAUGAGUGUCGAGAAGAUGGUAUAUUUGAACUCGCUUGGCGUCGUGGAGGAAAUCGACGUGGAAGGCACGACGUUUGCGCCAUUGGGUCAACUCUCACGCAAUGGCCAGGCCUUGGACCAGCUUGCUGUCUCCUCAUCUACUGUUCGCCAGAUGACCCAAGUUAUGGCUCUUUGCAACGGAUCGACUUUGGCGUACGACACGAAGAGCGGUGCAUUCUCCUGCAUUGGUGAGCCCACUGAAGGAGCUCUGCGCGCCUUGGUCGAAAAGAUCGGCACGGAUGACCAGACUACCAACGAAACACUUCUCCGCAUGCCAGGCUCUCAGCGACUGCACACCGCGAGCUCGUAUUAUGGACAGCGUCUUCCCCUCAAAGCCACCUAUGAAUUCUCUCGGGAUCGCAAGAGCAUGUCAGUUUUGGUUGGCGAUGGCUCGCAGCAGAAGCUUCUUGUCAAGGGUGCCUCGGAAUCAAUUUUGGAACGCUGCUCGCACAUUGUUCUAGGCGAGAACGCAUCUCGUUUGAGUCUUACAAAAGAGCACGCGAACACAUUGUCGCAACAAGUGGUGGAAUAUGGCAACCAGGGUCUCCGUGUGAUGGCGUUGGCCAGCGUAGAUGUGGGCACAAACCCUCUCCUGCAUAAGGCCCAGAGCUCAGAAGACUACGUGCAAUUGGAGCAGAACAUGACUUUGCUUGGUCUCGUCUGCAUGCUUGACCCUCCGCGCGUGGAAGUUUCGGAUUCCAUUAAGAAAUGCCGUGAAGCUGGCAUUCGGGUCAUCGUCAUCACUGGAGACAGCCCCAACACUGCUGAGUCCAUUUGCCGCCAAAUUGGUAUUUUUGAAGCGGAUGAAGACUUGACUGGCAAGAGCUUCACGGGUCGCCAGUUCGACAGCCUUUCGGAAAGUGAGCAGCUUGAGGCCGUUAAGACGGCGUCUCUGUUCUCGCGCACUGAGCCCAGCCACAAGUCCAAACUGGUCGACCUCCUACAGUCUCUGAACCAUGUGGUUGCGAUGACUGGUGAUGGUGUCAAUGAUGCUCCCGCCCUGAAGAAAUCGGACAUUGGUGUGGCUAUGGGCACUGGAACUGACGUGGCCAAGUUGGCCGCCGAUAUGGUUCUGGCUGAUGACAACUUUGCAACUAUCACCGUCGCAGUCGAGGAGGGCCGGUCCAUCUACAGCAACACGCAGCAGUUUAUCCGCUACUUGAUCUCGUCGAACAUUGGUGAAGUCGUGUCUAUUUUUUUAACCGCUGCUCUGGGCAUGCCGGAAGCCUUGAUACCUGUGCAGCUCCUGUGGGUGAACCUGGUUACCGAUGGUCUGCCGGCUACUGCUCUGUCGUUCAACCCGCCUGACCACGAUGUGAUGCGCCGCGCUCCCCGCAAGCGUGACGAGCGUUUGGUUGGCGGCUGGCUUUUGUUCCGGUAUAUGGUGAUUGGCACUUAUGUCGGUGCUGCUACUGUGUUCGGCUACGCUUGGUGGUUCCUCUACAACCCGGAGGGUCCGCAGAUCUCGUUCUGGCAGUUGGCGCAUUUCCACAAGUGCUCCUCCGAGUUCCCGGAGAUCGGAUGCGCAAUGUUCUCGAACGACAUGUCCAAGUCUGCGUCGACGGUGUCAUUGUCCAUCCUGGUGGUUAUUGAGAUGCUGAAUGCCAUGAACGGCCUGUCAUCGAGUGAAUCGCUGCUUACUUUCCCUCUCUGGAAGAACAUGAUGCUUGUGUAUGCGGUCAUCAUGUCCAUGGCCCUGCACUUUGCCAUCCUCUAUAUUCCUUUCUUGCAGGGACUGUUCUCGAUUCUGCCGCUGAAUGUGAUCGAGUGGAAGGCUGUGUUGGCUAUCAGUGCGCCUGUCGUUGUCAUUGACGAAGUUCUCAAGUUUGUUGAGCGUCGUCUCUACACCCUGCCUGCCAAGGCUUCAUCGAAGCCCAAGAAGGCAUGA